UGCAAGCAAACACAUUAACAUACCUCAUUUUCUGAGCACUCCAAAUUAAAAUAUUCCUCACUGUUCCCGUGAAGCUAACGGCGGUUAUUUCUAUAAAAGGAAAGGGGAAGAUUCACACUCACAUCACUCCAAAGCUAUUUCCACAUUGGGGCAGCUAUAUAAGAUUGAAGUGGUUAAGUGCUUUGCUUCAAGCUCAAACAAUUAUCAGAAAGACACAUUUCUCUUCCUUAGAACCCAAAAAAGCAAAUAACCUUGCACCCUCAACAAGCAAUCAAACAUCACAUAAUCACAAUAUAAUUUGCACUGCAGUUUAUCAUACUCACCUAACUUGUGUAAUCUGUCCCCUCAACACAAAUUUUGAAAAGCUUUGGCUGAAAUCCAGAGGAUAUGGAGACAGCCAUUGCAAAAGCUCUUCUAUUCGGUGAGCGGGAAGCUCGGAUUUUCGCCGCCAGGGAAAUCGGCAAGCUUAACUGCAAUGAACGACAGAAGUUAGCCGAAAACGGAGCAAUUCCACCGUUGAUUUUCAUGCUUGAGUCUCAAGAUUAUGAAUCCAUUGAAGCGGCUCUCUUGGCUCUGCUCAACCUUGCCUUUGGCAGUGAAAGGAACAAAAUCCGAAUAGCGAAAUCAGGGGCCACGCAAGCAUUACUGAAGGCCCUCCAAUGGCGGAACGAGUCCCUGCUCGAGCUUGCCCUAGCAGCGCUGUUGAUCCUCUCGUCGUGCGCCGCGAAUAAGCCCGAAAUUGCAUCCUCAGGCGCCGUUCAGCUACUCUUCGAGCUUCUCGACUCAGAAUCCCCAAACGGCGAGGCCAUCGGCCAUCAGGCCAAGCUCGACAUCAUAUCCACACUGCACAACCUCUCAACCUCCCCCGAAACCCUACCGUCCGCAAUCCUCUCCGACGGCUUAAUCCGGCUGAUUCAAUUGAUUUGCGACGCCGAUAAAUCGUCGGAUCUGGCGGAGAAGGCGGUCGCGCUUCUCGAAUCGCUAGUCUCCUCGUCGGAAUCCGCGGUGAGCCGGGUGGCGGAGAUCGGUGGCGCGAUCGGGCUGUUGGUGGAGGCGGUGGAGGAGGGGACGGCGUCGUGCAAGGAGCACGCGGCGGCGAUUCUGGCGGUGAUAUGCGGGAGCUGCCGGGAGAGGUACAGAGGGGUGAUCCUCGGGGAAGGGGCUAUGCCGGGGCUGAUGCAGCUUAGCGUCGACGGCAACCGGCGGGCGAGGGAGAAGGCCAAGACGCUGAUGAAGAUGCUCCGGGAGAGCUCCGACAGCGGGCCGGCUAGGGUUAGGCAUUCGAAGAGCGUUUUGUUCGAAGAGGUUAUGAGGAAGAUCGAUAGAGGGGGAAGGAGAGGGGGUUCUAUUCAGCUUGUGGAGAAGAUGAUUGCCAGGCUCAAGGCAUGAUCGUUGUGUUUCUUAAAUAGAUAUCGUGUUUAGUCUUUGUAGUGAACAGAGUCGAGCCGAAUUCGAACUCUUGAUAUUCGGAUUCGAGCUGAUAAACAAAUGUGAUCUUUCACGAGCCGAAUUAUGCUAAAAAUAAAAAAAAAAUACCAAAAAAUUCAUACAUUUUAAACUUUAAACGAGCUCGAUCGAUACACUCAUGAAUGAAUCGUUUUGCUUAACAAUUGUAUUGGUCUUUUCCCUCCUUUUUUGGAUGUAAAUACACUUUCAAUUAU
Striga asiatica is the source of this 1661-nucleotide messenger RNA. Lineage: Eukaryota; Viridiplantae; Streptophyta; Magnoliopsida; Lamiales; Orobanchaceae. The record is from the annotation of a GenBank genome assembly.